GCUGGAAGAUCUUCUGCGGGAGAUGCUGGAAGGCAAAGCUGAUGCGCAGGCGAUGGUCUUCUGCGAGACCAAACGCAUGGUCGACAACGUCUCCUUCAGCCUCGAGCGCAAGGGGUUCAAGGUGCGCUCCAUUCACGGCGACAAGACGCAGAAGAUGCGCGAUUCGGUCCUCAAUGGCUUCCGCCGCGGCCACGUGUCCGUGUUGGUGGCCACCGACGUUGCUGCUAGAGGCAUCGACAUCCCUGACCUGACGUGCGUGGUGAACUACGACUUCCCUGAUGAGAAUUUGACAAAUUAUCCUAAGUACAUCCCUGACCUGACGUGCGUGGUGAACUACGACUUCCCUGCUGAGGGCGUCGAGAGCUACGUACACCGCAUCGGACGCACGGGGCGUCGCGGCAACAAGGGAUACGCGCACGCCUUCUUCACCGCAGACGACGCCGGGCAUGCCAGGCAACUCAUCAAGUUGAACACUCCUUGUUGA
Hyalella azteca is the source of this 484-nucleotide messenger RNA. RefSeq names its product DEAD-box ATP-dependent RNA helicase 14. The record is from RefSeq and is a predicted model, not a curated record. NCBI's taxonomy places the organism in Eukaryota, Metazoa, Arthropoda, Malacostraca, Amphipoda, Hyalellidae. The transcript has 6 exons. Gene Ontology annotation, molecular function: RNA helicase activity; RNA binding. The annotation marks the transcript as partial.